UACCCAAAUGUACAUUACGUAGUUUUUAUUUGCAUACAUCCGGCGGUGGAUCCACCUAUCACUAGCCUCACCACGCAUCACAGAUCGAGUUUAUUCCCGCGGCACCAGGCAAUGAGCAGCUUCUUAUUUCUCUCCUCAGUCGGCGAUUCUCCACCUCGGGAUGGACAACUCUACAUGUUGUUUGAACGCUGCGGGCGGACCGCCGUGGACACCGAGACCGCCCGGCAGUCACCUUCGGGAUGCUCACGACUGGGCCCCGAGCUGGAGUGACGAGGAUCCGCUUCCAGGUGAAACCGACUUCAACAGAUACAACACUACCACGCACCAGCUGGACCCAGAUGUACACAUGGCUAUCGCUAUAUACCUCACCAUUGUUGGCAUUGUAGCUGUGGUCGGUAACGGCUUGGCGAUCGGCGUGUUCCUGAAAGAGAAGCAGUUCCGAGGAAAGGAACACAACAUCCUGCUGCUGAACCUGGCCGUGUCGGACCUGGCCGUCGCCGUGUUCGGCUACUCCUUCACGGUGAUCGCCAGCUACGCCAAGCAGUGGCUGUUCGGCGAGGUGUGGUGCGUACUGGACGGCUUCAUCUGCUUCACCUGUGCCAUGAGCAGCAUGAACACGCUAUGUGUCAUCAGCGUGUACCGGUACAUCAUCAUCUGUAAACCGCAGUAUGCCUGCAGAUUGACCCAGAGCUUCACCGUGCAUGUUAUCGUGGGGAUCUGGGCCUACGCCCUGGUCUGGACCGUACCGCCUCUGUUCGGAUGGAGUUCGUACAGUAUGCUGCCGUUUGGAACGUCCUGUGCCAUAGACUGGUACGUGGAGAGUGUGUCUGAUGCCCUGUACGUGUCCUUGUGUCUGCUGGGGUGUUACGUUCUACACGUCACCGUCAUGAUCUUCUGCUACAUCCGGGUCAUUCGGCGGAUGGAUUCCAUGCGAUUCGCCGCCCUGGCCAGCGAAGAGGCGCGGCAAGUUGUGAAGAAGGACAAAAGGAAGAACAUCAUCAUGUGCCUCUUCAUGGUGGUGUCUUUCGUCGCCGUGUGGACACCGUACGCCGUCUCCUCGACCUGGGCAAUAUUUCAGCGGCACCUGCCGAUCAUGGCCCUUUACAUCCCCACCAUGUGCGCCAAGUCGUCCUGCAUGCUGAACCCCAUCAUCUACUCUGCAUUCAACCAGCGAUUCCGCAAGGCGGCGCUGCGCGUCGUAAAGGGGGCGGCCGCUCAGGCACGGAUCAUGCCGGUUGGCUGGGGAACCCAGAAUGGCACCGCCGCCAUGAUCAGGGCGAGCACCUCCCGUCAGAACCGCUGCCAGGCCUACCUUCCCGAAGAUAUCAACAUGGAGGCGAUUGUCUACAAAGAUAACCUUGUGUAGAAACUUUAGUUAAGAAGAAAACAAUUGAAUUGAAUAUUUCUAAAGGUCCAGUGUCCUUUCAAACAGCAGACAACAACAUGUCAAUCUUAAGGGGGAAACUAUGCUUCCCUGAUGUGAUUUGCAGUUGAUAUAAUGUGAUCCUCUAUUUCUCAAGCAUCUUUUGACUCAGUUUCCAAACGUCCUGAAGUCUGGCCAGUCAAAUUUGUUAAUGACUCUGAACAUUCGGGACUAAAUCAUGAUGAAAUCGACCACAGCGAUACUUAAUUCUUGACAACUGCUAAUGAUAAAUACUUCCUGUAUAAAGAAAUGUGUACUUAAAAUGUGGGGCUGGUCCUUACAAUAUUACUUCUAUAUUGUAUACUAGUAUUAUGGCUAAACAUUUGAGUGUGUGUUGUAUGUGUACAUACAGUACUUGAGCACAUAUUCCAGCAAAUGUAUAAAUUAUCAAGUCCGAUAUGUACAUAGAUAUCAGUAUUGCUAUAUGUGAAAAGAUACAUUUCCUUUGUUCAGUGAUAUUUCUUGUGAUUUGUAGUGGCAUUCUCAAUGUAUUCACCUUGAUCUGAUUGUGUGUAGGUGUUUGUGCUAGCAGAAACUUCUCAACAUAUAAGUACUGUUGUGUUUAUUCCAGAUAUCAGCAAUGAUACUUGAUAUUAAUGACUUUUAUGUGAAAGUCUUUUACAUUUCUCACCAAUGAAUUUGCUCUAAUACAAGACAUUCUAUAGAUCAAUUUACUUGAAUAGCAAAUAUAAGUACAUAAUGACAUGUGGCAACCCCUGCAUAGUAUACAUAAGAAGAUAAAGAAUGUCUAGAUGUAAUAAAUUCUACCUUGCACAAUUAUUGUGCAAUAAAAGCUGUCAUUUGUAAGAGAGGGCAUUUGCCUGUAAUAUAGCACAAUCUUGGACAAAGUUAGUUAAAAAUCACUUUGUCAUUUUCAACAAGGCU
Messenger RNA from Branchiostoma floridae (Florida lancelet), 2308 nucleotides. Its product is annotated as rhodopsin, G0-coupled-like. Gene Ontology annotation, biological process: G protein-coupled receptor signaling pathway. Gene Ontology annotation, molecular function: G protein-coupled receptor activity. Lineage: Eukaryota; Metazoa; Chordata; Leptocardii; Amphioxiformes; Branchiostomatidae. Gene Ontology annotation, cellular component: membrane. Bases 161 to 1366 code for a protein of 401 amino acids. The record is from RefSeq and is a predicted model, not a curated record. The transcript has 5 exons.